Messenger RNA from Lepisosteus oculatus (spotted gar), 5379 nucleotides. It is a transcript of the gene msantd2, whose product is annotated as myb/SANT-like DNA-binding domain-containing protein 2. The record is from RefSeq and is a predicted model, not a curated record. NCBI's taxonomy places the organism in Eukaryota, Metazoa, Chordata, Actinopteri, Semionotiformes, Lepisosteidae.
CAACAGAAUCAAGAUGGCGGCGCCCAGUAACGCUGAUCAUUCGCCCGAAAUAUCAAUGCCAUUAAAGAUACCCAAAACCGAAGUUCCCUCUCCCGAGUCGGGGGAUCUGAGCGACAGCAACCAAUACCAUUCCAACCCGUCGACCCCGAACCGUUUUUCCCCGCUCAAUGUGGGGAUAUCGGGUUCGGGCAGCGCAGGCCGUGGCAGUUCGGCCUCGGCUUCCAAUAGCUUUCCCGCCUGCCGCGGCAUGUCGUGGACCCCUUCCGAAACCAACGCGCUGAUCGCCGUGUGGGGCAACGAGCGGCUGGCGGAGGCGCGGAUGCAGCAGCUGGAGGGCGCCGGCACGGUGUUCUCCGGGAAGGCGCCCGGGCCGGCCAUGUACGAGCGGGUCUCCAGGGCCCUGGCGGAGCUGGGCUACGAGAGGACCCCCUCGCAGUGCAGGGAGAGGAUCAAGACGCUGCGGCGGUGCUACAGCCGGGUGAAGGAGCACGGCGUGGGGAAGAGGAAGAGCAGCUACUCCAUCGAGCAGCUGGAGAAGGUGUUCGGCCAGGGGGGCUGGGACUCCCAGACCUGCCAGCCGGUGCUCAUCAACAGCAGCGGGCUGUACCAGGAGAUGGAGUCCGACGGCAGCACCAUGGAGGACUACUCCCAGGAGGACUGGGGCAACCAGGACCUCGCGGCUUUCCAGGAAGGAGAGACCGAGGCCGAGGAAGUGACGUUUUCUAAGAAGAGAACACUACAGCUAAGGCAGGAAUCCUCAGAAGAACUCCAGAGGCAGGAAGUGAUGCAGAAUGUGAUGCGCAUCCUGGAGUCCGUGCAGAUCAAAUGGGAGCACUUCCAGACGUGGACGGAUUUCUCCCGGCUGCACCUCUCCAACAAGCUGGCCAUCUUUGGGGUGGGCUACAACACGCGCUGGCGGGAGGAGAUCCGCUACCACUACGCCGAGAUCAGCUCCCAGGUGCCCCUCGGGAAACGCCUGCGGGAGUAUUUCAACCCCGAGAAGACGGAGGGGCGGGUCAUCAUGACCAAAGUGCAGAAAAUGAACUGGAAAAACGUUUACUACAAAUUCUUGGACAUCACCAUAAGCGAGGCCCGUUGCCUGGAACUGCACAUGGAGGUGGACUGGAUACCCAUUGCACAGUCCCGGGCAGCGGGGGGCGGGAACGGAGCACAGUACCUUUUGCCGGGAGGCAUCCCCAAAACCCACGGGCUCUACGCUAUAGGCUACGAGGAGGUGGACCCGAGCUCGACGUCCAAAUCGGGAGACAACGACGGCGGCGGCGAUGACGACGACGACGACGACAACGACGAGGCCUCCUCCUCCCCAGAUCCGGGCGAGCCUGACAAAAGCUCGGAGAAGUCCGAGCCGCAGGAGCCGGAAGAGGAGACGUCUCCCAAAGUGACUUACUGCUACCUCGGCAUUGCCGAGGACAGGACUCUACAGCAGUGCUUGUUUCAGCACUUCCAGAGUUCGGGCAAGUACUACAGCAGGGGGGAGUCGUCGGCCGUCACGAAGUUCCUCCUUUCGAACUGCAGCGGGGGCUCCCCCCGCCUGGCUAUUUAUAUUAAAUUUAUCGAGGUGGAGCUGGACUUCCUCUCUGCGGGCUCUUUGGUUGAGUGCUUAGAAAUUGCCGUUGGCUAUUCUUUAAAGUUUAACAAAAAGGAGACACUUUAAAUCCCCGGCCUGUUUUUUUUGUUGUUGUUGUUGUUGUUUUUUUUUUUUCCCAGUGACUUGAGGAUGUAAACGAACCAUGAUGGGCCUCUUUCUAUUCUUCACCCCCCUUUGCAGCUACUUCCAUCACGUUGUCAGGGAGGUGGUGUGUGUUUCUCUAAAGAAGGGGCGAGUUGAGGAAAGUGGGGCUGUUCCCACUACAUGGAGGGUGACCCUUCAGCCAGUCCUAAAAAACUGCCUUUUCUUUUCUUUGAAGCUAAGCUUCACCUCACGUGCCAGCAAAGAUCCCAAGGUAAAGGAGAGGCAAAAAAGCAAGACCACCGUAACUGAACAAGUGGAGGGAUAUACAGUAUAGUGAUAUAUAUAUAAAAUAUAUAUUGAAAUCUCAAGCCUUGAAAUUGUGUGAACAUUCCAGCAUUUCCAGACAUGUCAUUUUGAUAAACUGUAAUAAAAUCUUUUUUUAUUUUUUUUAAGCACAGUAUCUUAUUUUAGUAUUGUCUUUUCCAAGCCGCCUUCUUGUAUUUGUUUACAUUGUCGAUGUCACAAUAAAUGAGCAACCGACCGUGGUGGGUGCGAGUUAUGCGUUGCACGUCGGCCGGCCGGCGGCGAGCUUUCUGUGACGUGGCAGCUCUGGAAGAGAAGGAGCACCGCUCGGCCUCCCCCAGGGUCGUGACGAUGUGUCCGGCGGGUCGUAAAUACAGGCAACCUGAUUAUUUUUGGGUCGAAACUGUUAGGAGAUGCUCCCCAUAGUCGUGCUGUUUUAGAGAUGCUUUGUCUUAUUUUUUUUUCAGUCCAGUACAACAUUGCUGGCUUUUUCUAGAUAUAAUGUAGGGAAAUAGAUUAGUCUUCCAUACAGUCGGUUAAUUCUUUUCACCUUUUAGGAACAGCAGACUUGCAAUUUUUUUGCCCUUUUAAGUUCUGUUUUGAGUAAACAUCCGUAGGCAUUUCCGAUACACCUUUAGUGGUUUGUCAGUACAGGAUGCAAGCUGGCAGAAAUUAAAAUCUGAACCCUUCGGCUGUUUGGUGGACACUAUUUUCCCCGUUUCCUUGGGGUUUCGCAGUUCAUCACCACGUGGCAUAGCAGUCCUUUUUUUCUGAAAGGAUCACGCUGAUCAUGGACACGUGCAGCGUGUUUCUGUGUUCUUUUCAUGAUUCAUUUCCUGCAGUUCUGACCAAGCUGGCUAGACCAUUCACAAAUGAUGGAGAGAAACUUCUGAUUCUGCUAGAAACGGCACGAUUUGGCUCAGCGUGCAGUCCAAGCUGAUGCAGGAUUGUCAAGAUGUGGGGAAAAAACUAUUUGAAAGAACCUUGUUUUGUAUUCGGGGUAUAUGGGUUUUUAUUUUCCGGCUUCAGUAAUGCGGAGCCUGUGUAUGUGCACAGCUGAAAAAUGUACAAUCUUUCUUUCGUACAUGAUUUUAUGUCUCCGGGUAGACUCAAUCCAGAUUCUAUCCUCUGUCAUGAAGAAGAAUGCUAAGUGCCAUUAUAAUAAAGCUUCUAAGGGUUGUUCCACACCAUUUUCAUAAAUGAUUUGUGAUGCAUAGCAUAGAGCCGUAACUUUAAGGUGGUAAAGGUAUGAAGAAAUGAAUUCAUUGCCAAUUGAUAGAUUUGUCUAGCUUUCUGCUAACCUUGUUGCUUCCCAGGCUGGUUACCAGGAUGUUCAAAAUAUUUUAAGUUGGUGAGCAUUUCUUUUUCCCCAUUGUUAGUACAACAAAGUUCCAAAGCAGUACUGAGCUGUGGCGAUUAUCUGAAAAAUAUUUCCUGCUGGUCUUACGACUUUUCAGGUUAAGAAUGGCCACUUGAAACGUGGUUUUGGUUUGGAGUUUUGAGCUCUUUCGCUGAAUGCGCUGGACACAGAUCUGAGCUUCAGAAGAGUGGGUCCUUGUUAAAUCGGAUUGUGUAUAGGUUAGUGUACGUGGGACCCUACAGGUGUAUGUACAGUAUGUUGCCCACACUGCAUGGUUGUGGAUGUUGUUUUAAUGACAUAGUGUUGAUGUUUUGGCCACCUGCACUGUCCAUCCAAUCUUGAGCAGUGGCUGAAGCAGUUAUUGGAAUGAUGGGCAACGCUCUAGGCCUUAAACUCUUUUUCAUAAACGUUAUGAACACCGAAUCAGGCCUUAAUGACUGACACACCAGUGCCCUCUACUGAUAAGGACCGCAGCUGCACCCAUCCACUGUUGAUGCUAACCUGCUAGGUAGUAUUUUCAUUUGGAUAUUUCUUUUUACAAAAUAGUCUUAAAGUUAUCCAAAUGCUCUUUGUUAAAUAUCUGCUCAAAGCUAAAUACACCUUUCUUAUGCAGCCACAGGUAAAUUAUCCAUUCCAUCAAUACCAGAUAAAAGUUAUGUAAAUGUGGCCUGUAGGUUUUUUGUUGAUUUGUAGGUUUUUUUGUCGUGAAAUGCACAACAAUGCCCAAGAUUGCACUCUUUUCAGAAAAUACAUUCUUUAGAAACUUCCAAAAUAGGUUUUGGGAGUUUCAUGUUUUGAGGACUUAAGAAGAGCUGACUGAGCUGCUAGACCUGACUGGCUGAGUUUUGGAUUCCUGCUAAGAAUGAAAAGCUUUCGGAGUCAAUUGAGUUUCAAGAUCCGCAGCUUCUUCCCAUUUCAAAAUUAUUGCAUUGUAAUAAUGAGAAAUGAGACUGUUUUUCUCAUUUUAUUUGCUAAUGGGAGGUCCAGGCACGAAGAGAUUAACGAGGUGGGUGCUUUAACAACCCCUCAUGCUUUUUGGCUGAGAAAAUCGUGGAAAAUCAAAUUCUUUGUUUUCGAACCAACCUGUAACUUACUUUGAGAGCAUGAAUUAGAAACCAAAAACACUAGAUUUAAACCGCAAUAUCAAUUAUACGGAGGCUUCUCGGCUGCAGGUGAAACACACCAAAUUUGAACCCUCUUAAGAAAGAGUGAAAGGAAAUCAUCCUAGUACUUUCCUUCCCCUUUCUUGGGGAGCAUACAUUUUCUUUUUACUGUGAAAUUAAUGUCCUUGGUUCCUAAAGAGCUGGUUUCUAAAUCAGAUAAAAGAUGUUAAGUUUCUUCAGCGAAAAUGUCUGCCAGGCUUAACAGUGUGGUAAAUGCCAAAAAACAAAAUACUUUAUUUUUGGGAGGUUUUUUCAUACAUGUAAGUACAGCAUUGCAAGAUUGUGCAACUGCUGUAAAAUUGUUGCCUGAUGUUGAAAUGGACUGUUUGAAGCUGUCGGGAUGUUUGUAACUGAUGAAACCGCUCACGGUUUUUAAAAGAUAUUGUCUUUACACUUAUAAUUUGAAAGGUAGAAGAAACUUAAAAAAAAAACCAAAUUACAUUACAGAAUGACAUGACUGGAUCUCUUGCCAUGUCUCACAAAGUGUUAUUGUCCUAACAAGCGAUUUGUUCUGGACAUUGUCCUGCAGUAUUGGGGAAAAAUGAGGGGAAGGCAUAGAAUGUUAAUAUAAUUUACUUGGUAGUUCCUUUUGAGUGCAGAAAAGUCCUGUCCUUUAUUUAUUUUUCGAUAGUCUGUGAAAAUAUUCACAGGUAAAGUGCAUAACACUUAAAUCCACUGAAGUUAACUAAAACACUCUUACAUAUAUGAAAAUGACCCUUUUUGUUGGUUUGGAUUUUUUUUCAUUUUCUCAAUGGUUGUUGAAGUCUUAUAAGCAGAAAACCCAUAUUCAACAGUUAUUUAAGACAUUUUAUAGUGUCAUUUUUUAAUGUAAGAAAUAAAUCUGUAGCAUUUAUUAAAAC